Molecule: messenger RNA, 4842 nt
Organism: Labrus bergylta (ballan wrasse)
Lineage: Eukaryota; Metazoa; Chordata; Actinopteri; Labriformes; Labridae
Source: RefSeq, a predicted model, not a curated record
CAUUUAUAAUGAUCCCCGAUCUCACAAGCCCCUACCUUCCCAAUGGAUCACUUUCUCCAACAGCACGCACAGGGCUGUAACCGAGGACAUGGAGUCAAUAACUCCCUCCAGCGUCUACCACUGGCAGGCACCCCACAGUGAACUCUUCGCUAAUUACCACUGAUUUAGACACAGUCUCAGGAAGGGUCGUGACACACUCACUCUCUGACCAUCUCUGACACACAUGUGGAUCUAACACACACACACACACACACACAAGCCCUGAGACUUGCAUACAAACUAGCGGCCACCCUUGCUGGAUUGCAGGACAAAGAAAUCUAAUGUACCUGUAUCUCCACACUACUGCUAGUAGAAAGCCAGCAUUAUUGUACAGAAGCACAUGAUCAUUCAUACAUGAAAUGUAGUUCAAUGUGAUUCAGAUGCUAUCCUAAAGUGAAGCAACAACCUAAUGUUUGGGAUUUGCACAUUGGGAUACCUCAAAAAGCCACUCAGAGGUUUAUAUUUCCUGCAAUAAUGGAAUGUUUAUGCCAAAAUGAAGAAGGCUGUAUUUGGGGGAUAUCUGGUUUCUACUUUGGCAGCCUCUGGAAGUGAAGAGCUCAGCCUGUCUUACUUUUAAUGACUCGUCCUUUAGGUUGAAAUAUGUUUUCCACAAAGGUUUCUCAAUGAGUCCUUUUUCCUCAUUGGUAUUAUGAAGCCUUUAGUUCCUGUUUUUAUAUUUGUUUCUGUGUGACAAAUCGGUUGUAUUAGUUAACUUAAGAUUUUCUAAAAUUGAACUCAUUUUCAUUGCAUUCAAAUCUGCCAAAAAAACGAUCCCCCAGGUGAAUAGUUGACUUUAUGAUUGAAGCCAAUGCUUGUUAGUUGCGUGUCCAUUUGUCAGUAGUUGCCAGUUUUCAUAAAGUCAAGGCCCUUCACCUCUGACUACACCACCCAUUCCAAAGGCUUGAGCUAAUAUGCCCCCUUUUCCCAAUGCAAGGUGGCUGUGACAUUGAUAACCACUCCCUGCACCAAUGCCAAAGCCAAGCAAGUCAAUAGCUACAGAGAACUGGACACAUAUUUUUAUAUUUAUUUGAGUCUUUGCAAAGUAUUCUUUUACAAAAGCAAACAUCAUUUUUUUUCAUUGUGUGACUGAGUACAUGAAGAAGAGAACAAGGAAGAGAUGCAAGGUAAACCAUUCCAGGUAGAACAGUAAACACAGCACUUGUCAUCAAAUGAAAAGGACUCCACCCAGUUUAUAUCUCACAGAUGUUUCUCAUGACUCCUUGUUUCUGCUUAUCUUGUUUCCCUACUGUGUGUGUGUGUGUGUGUGUGUGUGUGUGUUUUGUGUGUGCGUGAGAGCAAGAGUGGGAGAAAGAGAGGGAGACUUCUGAUAGAGGCCAAGUCAAUCAUUUAUGAAAGCAGACAGGAGGUCUACCCUUCCAGAGGAGCGUGUACCUACAGAUGAAAUGGCCCCUGCUAGAUGUUCAACAAGGAGGUCUUCAAAGUAGACAAGCACUUAAAGAUGCCAGGUCCCCAUCACCGGCACACAUCGUUGGGUCCUUCUGCUGGGAAUUCCCCGGACAGUCAGAUCUGAGCCUUCACCAAUUUCAUUUGUCUAAUAAGGUUCCAGUGGUACAGCACCCUCACCAUGUGCACCCUCUCACACCUCUGAUCACCUACAGCAAUGAGCACUUCACACCGGGGAACCCCCCACCUCACCUACAGACAGACGUGGAUCCCAAAACAGGAAUUCCAAGGCCUCCUCAUCCUCCAGAUAUAUCUCCUUAUUACCCACUGUCACCUGGCACUGUCGGCCAGAUCCCCCAUCCACUAGGAUGGCUAGUACCACAGCAAGGUCAACCUGUUUAUCCAAUCACAACAGGGGGUUUCAGACACCCCUACCCAACUGCGCUCACUGUCAACGCAUCCAUGUCAAGUCUUCUGUCCUCAAGGUUCCCCCCACACAUGGUGCCCCCCCACCACAGUUUGCACACCACCGGCAUCCCACACCCCGCCAUCGUCACACCCAACGUCAAGCAGGAAUCCUCCCACAGUGACAUCAGCUCUCUAAACAGCUCGAAACAGUCAGAUGCUAAAAAGGAAGAGGAGAAGAAGAAACAGGUCCACAUAAAGAAGCCUCUGAAUGCCUUCAUGCUCUACAUGAAAGAGAUGCGGGCAAAGGUGGUGGCUGAGUGCACACUGAAGGAAAGUGCUGCCAUCAACCAGAUCCUGGGGCGGAGGUGGCACGCCCUAUCUCGGGAGGAGCAGGCCAAGUACUACGAGCUGGCCAGGAAAGAGCGACAGCUCCACAUGCAGCUGUACCCAGGCUGGUCAGCACGAGACAACUAUGCGGCUAACCAACAGGGGAAAAGGAAGAAGAGAAAAAGGGAAAAGCAGCAAGCAGAGAGCAAUGAACACAGAGAAUAUUUUCCAAACCCUUGCCUUUCACUCCCUCCGAUUACAGAUGCAAAUACCCCAAAGAAGUGUCGUGCCUUGUUCGGGCUUGACCAGCUGAGUUUAUGGUGCAAACCAUGCAGGAGAAAAAAAAAGUGCAUUCGCUACAUCCAAGGUGAAGGCAGCUGUGCCAGUCCUCCCUCUACGGACGGAAGCUUACUAGACUCCCCCCCAUCCUCCCCCUCCUCAGUGGCCCCCUCCCCCUCCUCAAAAGAGUCCAAACCUCAGACUGAACAAAUGCAACCUCUCUCACUGACUAUGAAACCGGCCCACCAGCCACUCCACCACUCGCACCUCCUGGCUGGGCCUCCGCCAUCUUUGGUUCAGCUGGACAACUCCGCUGCGGCAAGCAAAACGCCCGGCGCCUCCUCCCACAAUGGAGCCCUGGAGCAUGGCGGCGACGUCUCGUCCUCGCGGCAGCCGGGCUCCUCUGUGGCGUCCUCGAUGGCCCGGUCCUCGGCAUCGCUGUGUCAUUCCCACUCGCUCCUCCCCUCCUCGGCCCCUCAGCCUCUGUCGCUAGUGACCAAGUCUAUAGAAUAGUCUGCCCUAUUCUUCUCCUCUUUUCUAGCUCUGCACACACACACCUUUCUAGGCCCUCACUCUGCUAUAUUUCACUGACCGUCAGCUCUUUUUUUUUGUUUUUUUGUUCUCUUUUUCCGUUUCUGUGCCAUAAGGCUUUGAAAUUUGAGUUCUUGUUUUAUUAAAGUUCAUUGGUCAAUAUUUGACCCAUCAUUAUCAAAAAAAAAUUAAUUAUUAUAAAGAAAUGAUACAAUGAGCUGUAGUUAUAGCUUUGUGAAUCUGCCAAAAUUUUUAUGAAUUUUUGUUUUGUCUUUUUUUGUAGUGUUCAACAGUGCAAACAGAAAACACAUAUUUAGUUCCACUUCCAAAUGUUUAAAAAGACGGAUAUAAAAAGGUAGGCUAGAUUAUUCAAUGAGCCCUUUUCUUGAAAGAGUUGGUUCUCCUUCUUUAUUUGUAUUAAAUACGAGCUCGCGAACCAAUCAUCUGACAUCUGUUCAAACUCUCCGAGGGCAUGAGGCUAGCGGUGACACCUCUCUUGAGGAACAACUUUAAUUGUGAUGUUACUUGUUCUUGUUUAAAUGUACAGAAUAAUGGGGAGGGGGGGGAUUACUGUGUUAAAUAUGCAUUCUUCCACUGCGUUGUCUUUUUUUUCUUUGUUGUUUACCUAUGGGGUGGAGUCAGGCAAGUUGGGUGGGCUUGAGGGGAGGUCGGGGUGGGAGGGUUGAGGGUUAUUAAAUUCAAAAUGUCACAACGCUAGGACCAGUAGUAUUUAUUGCUUUAGAGAUUGCUUGUUGUAUCUUGUACGUGUCUCUUUUUGACCUUUUUUUUGUUCUGUUGUUUUUUCGUUUCUUAAUACAUUGUACAAAAUAUUUUUUUCUUAAGGUAAGCGACUUCUAAAUGAAUGAUCCAUUUUUACAAGGAGGUUUUAAAAAGGCAAACUGGUUUGUUAUUGAUUUUCUUUCCUCUCUGAAAACCUGGAUUCCACUCAGUGUACUGUGUAGAUCUCAUGAACAGAAGUAUGCACAACUUCAUUUUCAAGAAAUGCGUCUAUAAGCCAUUUAACAAAAACAAGAAGAAAAGAGAAACUUGAAACAAGAGACAGUGGGUGCCGUGUCUUCAGUAGUUGGAAAAACGUGUCUAAAGCCCUUCUUUUUUAUUGCACAGUCACAUCCCUCAGACUGUAGAUUCGUGUACAGAUUUUCCGUGCCAAAUUUUGUGAUAAUUUUCUCUCUGCCCCGCUCUAACCACGCUGUAGGGAUCUCUCUCUUUUCCGUUUCGUUGUUGUUUGUUUCGUUUCCUUUUCAUUUGGAUACCAUUCUUUGCUGUGACGUUACAUAGAUUGCUAUGUAUGUAGUAUAAAUGUUGCUAUAACAAAUGUGUUUGGUAGCAAAUUGUCAAAUAUAAAAAUUUAAACUUAAUAAAAAGGCGGACAUCAUACUGUAUAAACCCACAAGGGCCAAAUUAUGUAUAUUAGGAGGUUCAUAAAAAAACUAUUAAAUACAAAAAAAUACACAAACUGCCACUUUUAAGUACACUACUACAUAUAGGUAGAUAGAAAAAAUAGGCAUGUUGAUGUUGCAAGAGGCUGUAAAAAAGCUACAAGAGAAUCAUCCACUCGGUGCCAUUGUAGUUGACAUGACGCGACUGUAAUCUGUCGAUUUCUUCUCUGGUUUAUUAAGAUGCUAAUGAUAAAUAGUUUGAAUGUUUCCUUAACGGCUGUGAUGUUCCUGUUCUAUUUUAUGCUCUUAUCUUUUUGUUUGUUUGUUUGUUUUUUUCCCUGUUAUUUUAAAUGGUUCCAAACGAACCAUGUUUUUUUGUAAUGAAUAAAUGUUUAUGCUGUACAGUCUCUGUAGCAUGCAGUUCUGUAUUAAUAAAAGCAACUUAGUAUGUGCA